CUGAAACGGGCCUGGCAUCCCAGUCUACAUCUUUCUCCUGUGCUGGAUGCUUCCUGCCCUCGAAUAUCAUCAGACUUCUAGUUCUUCAGUUUUAGGACUCAGACUGACUCUCCUUGCUCUCAGCUUGCAGACAGACUGUGGUGGGACCUUGUGAUCCUGCUUUCUUAGUUCAGCUGUCUUCCUGAGGUUGUUUGGAGCCGCUGCAUCAUGGGUAAAGAACUCCCUAAAGCCAGUCCCAACAAGCCUGCACUGAAUAUCAAGAAGUCUGACAAAUUCUUCAAACACAAGAAGCCCACCAAUAAUGUGCUGGUCUUUUUGAUCAACAGACAACUGAGCAGGCACAGAAGUGACAUCGACCUGUCAAGGUCGCUGUGGAUGCUGUCAUAA
Molecule: messenger RNA, 387 nt
Organism: Callithrix jacchus (white-tufted-ear marmoset)
Lineage: Eukaryota; Metazoa; Chordata; Mammalia; Primates; Cebidae
Product: embryonic testis differentiation protein homolog B-like
Source: RefSeq, a predicted model, not a curated record